AUGAAGAAAGAAGAUCGAGUCAGUGGGCCAUUAAACGAGGUCGAAAUUGAAGAAAGCAAGACUGAAAUGAUCAAAGAGACACAGAGAAGAUAUUUUGCAGAAGAGUAUGAUAAACUUAGUAAGAAUCAGAAAGUAGGAAUUUCCAGCAAACUGAUCAAACUGAAUCCAAGAUUAGACACCGAAAGGGUGAUAAGAAGUGACAGUAGACUAAAGUACUCUGACUUUCUUCCAUAUGACACAAAAUAUCCUGUGUUACUACCCAGAAAGAGUCCAGUUACAGAGUUAAUUGUGAAAGAUGCCCAUGAAAAGAACAAUCAUAGCGGAACAAACCAAACACUCUCUGAUCUGUCAGUGAAAUACUGGAUUGUAGCUGCUAGAGAACAAAUAAGAGACUGGGAAAACAAGUGUUCUGAAUGCAAACGGAGGAAAGGCCAUCCAAAGGAUCAAAUCAUGGCACCUCUACCAAAAGUGAGAACAAGAGUAACCAUGCGUGCAUUUAGUAAUGUCGCAGUAGACUUUGGUGGUCCAUACAUUACAAUCCAGGUAAGGGGAACAAGACGAGCAAAGAGAUAUCUCUGUCUAUUUACAUGCUUAUCAACACGGGCAGUGCACCUAGAAAUAGCCUUUGGUCUCGACACAAACGCAUUCUUGAAUGCAUUCUACAGAAUGGUGAAUAGGAGAGGUUUACCAGUUUCAGUGUAUUCUGACAAUGGCACUAACUUUGUCGGGGCAGAUAAAGAACUAAGAGAACUAGUGCAGAAUGUUGACAAAGACAAAAUCAAAGAAAGUGCUGCUAACCGAGGAAUACAGUGGUUUUUCAACCCUCCUGCGGCGCCACACUGGGGUGGCGUUCAUGAAAUAAUGAUUAAAUCAGCAAAACGAGCAAUAUCAGCAAUCUUGACCUCAGCUGAUAUAUCUGAUGAAGAGCUCAUCACAGCUUGUACUGGUGCUGAAAGUUUGAUUAAUUCUCGUCCACUAACGUACCAGCCUGCAAAUGUUGAUGAUUGCACACCGCUUACUCCUAACCAUUUCCUGUUUGGACAAGUUGGAGGUCAAUUUGCUCCAGACUCAGUUGACAACACAGAUUAUAGCCCAAUUAAACGCUGGAGACGUGUACAAGAACUCGUGAAACACUUCUGGAAACGUUGGUUGCGAGAGUUUCUGCCAAUGCUUGCUGGCAGAAAGAAGUGGUUUCAACAACACAGAGACUUUAGGAUAGGAGACGUUGUUCUUGUUGUCGAUCCUGAGCAGCCUAGAGGUCGAUGGCCGCUUGGUAGAAUAGUGGAGAUUUUCCCAGGAGCUGAUGGUCAUGUUCGCGCUGUCAGUGUUCGUAUUGGACAAUCAGUUUUGAAGAGAUCAAUUACAAGACUUUGUUUAAUUGUGCCAGAGGAAGAAGAUUAG
Dreissena polymorpha is the source of this 1401-nucleotide messenger RNA. RefSeq lists its product as uncharacterized. Gene Ontology annotation, molecular function: nucleic acid binding. The record is from RefSeq and is a predicted model, not a curated record. The coding region runs from base 1 to 1401 and encodes 466 amino acids. Lineage: Eukaryota; Metazoa; Mollusca; Bivalvia; Myida; Dreissenidae. The transcript has a single exon. Gene Ontology annotation, biological process: DNA integration.